GGUGAGGGAAAACAAUCUUUUCCUCAACUGCACCAUUGUUUUUCUUUGCUCUACAAUGUAGUGACACCAUAUCAUGUUGGUCGAUGAGCUUGCGCCUAUAUAUGUUCUCAGGUUUAAGUGCAGCAAUAAGGGCUACGCAUUUGUGAACUUCACCACAGAUGUUGCCGCAUUUAGGAUCUGCAAAUACUUGCACAACACCACAUGGGCGGCUUACGGGACCAAGAAAAUAUGUGAAAUCACAGGCGCCAGAAUCCAGGGAAAAGAAGCGCUAGUUGGACAUUUUCGGAAUUCGAAUUUCGAGUGUAGCACAGAUGAUUACCUCCCGGUUGUUUUAUCUCCUCCUCGAGAUGGUAUGACCGCCAUAACCACACCACGGAUUGUCGGUAGACGCGUUGUUUCCAACAAAUCCAUGAGGAAACAUUGAAGAACGAAACGAUGGCUUAUCAUCGUUUUGUACACUCUCGCUCUCUCUCUCCAUUAAGUGGACGUUGGACACUGUACAGGAUGUCUAGGGGUUGGGUUGUAGUUGUAGUUGUAGUUCUUGGGUUGGGUAUAGUUUGCAUAAGUGUAGUAGUUGAAAACUUGGAACGAAUGUAACCAGUGUUUUCAUUCUCUCCCUAGGGUUUAGUGUGGUCAAUCACAGUCUGGGGUGAAUUGGAAACACGGGCGGGGAUAUUUGCCUGGGCUGGAGUAUUAGUUUUUGUUGGUAGCAAGAGAUAAAGCUGAGGAGUGGGUGCCACAAUCCCAGAGACUGGACUUAGGCGUGGGUUCGUGUGCCUUGUGUUGUACGUAUUUUCCUGCUUCCAGGCUAUGUGAUUUUACGUGUAUCAUGUUUGUUAUGAAAUGCCUUUGAGUAGCUUCUU
Molecule: messenger RNA, 863 nt
Organism: Vitis vinifera (wine grape)
Lineage: Eukaryota; Viridiplantae; Streptophyta; Magnoliopsida; Vitales; Vitaceae
Product: protein MEI2-like 7
Exons: 2
Coding region: 74-424 (116 amino acids)
Molecular function (GO): nucleic acid binding
Source: RefSeq, a predicted model, not a curated record